Messenger RNA from Scedosporium apiospermum, 2343 nucleotides. RefSeq names its product Spindle assembly checkpoint component mad1. Bases 1 to 2343 code for a protein of 780 amino acids. Gene Ontology annotation, biological process: attachment of mitotic spindle microtubules to kinetochore; mitotic spindle assembly checkpoint signaling. The record is from RefSeq and is a predicted model, not a curated record. NCBI's taxonomy places the organism in Eukaryota, Fungi, Ascomycota, Sordariomycetes, Microascales, Microascaceae. The transcript has 2 exons. Gene Ontology annotation, cellular component: nuclear envelope; kinetochore; mitotic spindle.
AUGAGCUCACGCAACACGCAAGAACGUAGGCCUGGUGACGAUGGGCCGAGGCGUGCCUCCAUUUCUGGGAGGCUACGCACUCCUAGCGGUAGCAAUCUGCCACGGCCCAAUACUUCUCUAAGGGAGUCUCGGAUUGCUUCGUACCGUUCAGGCCAGCCGACAUAUAAUCUCUUCACGGGGGAGACUGCGACGCAUCCCACAACAACAACAACACUGCGCCCCGCCUCCCGACACAGCUACGCACCCGAACCUACACGCACCGUAUCUCGCGAGAGCUCGAAAGAAAACAUGGCCCCGCCCGACGCCGAGGAGUACGAAUCCCACCGCCGAUGCAUCGAGGAGCUCAAGGCCGAGCUGGGCACGUUGCGAUACACGCUGAGCACGCUCGAGCAGGAGAAGGAAAUGGCCGAGGCGCGCCACCGGACGGAGCUCGAGGAUCAAAAGCGGCGGGCGCAGGAGGACUUUGAGAAGAAGCAGGCGGCGGAGGCCGAGGGGUCGAAGCUUGCGCGCCAGCUGGAGAGUGCCCAGACGGAGCUGCGGGAGCUGCGCGAGGCGGCGGCGCAGGGAAAAUCUACCCUCGAUAAGAAGUUGAGGGAUGUCGAGGAGGAGAACCGUGUGUUGGCGGAGCAGAUGGAGGAGCUUGCGACGGCGAAGGAUGAUGCUGCGCGCAUCAGCGAAAAGAAAAUUAUGGAUGUUCAGAUGCAGCUCGACACGACGCAAAGGACCGUGCAUGAGCUGGAACAGGAAAGCGCAUCGAGAGAGGCUGUGUUGCAGGCCACGCAGGCCCAAGUUGCGGAAAAGGAUACUCAGAUUGGGAACUUGGAGGCCGAAGUACUACGUUUAAAGGCGCACACGGGUGAUGCCGAGACUAUGGCAGUGAUUAAGCGCGAGCUAUCGGAGCAAGUCCAACACAUCCGGAAACUGGAAGCGAUGAAUCGAGAACAACUAGCCGAACUAAGGCAUUUACGACAAAUUCACAAGGCGGUCGAGGUUGUCGAGGAGGAGAAGCGAAUGCUUCAGAGGAAAUUGGAGGCUACUGAGGUUCUUGAAGCCGAGCUUGAUGAGGCCAGGAUACAACGGCAGCGCCUCGAGGAUGAGAGGCUGGCAUGGACGGCGUAUCUACAGUCCACGGCUGAAUCUGGUGGUGAGGAUAUGAAGUUUGAAUCUCCUGAGGAACUUGCGCGCGCCCUAGUUCAGGAGCGCCUUACUUCUGCCUCCUACGUAGAGAAGAUGGGAACUCUCCAGGCAGACGUGGCGGCUCACGAAGCUACGAUUCAAGGACUCGAGGAAGAAAAGGCACAUUUGAAGGCCGAGGUUGAGAAGGCCAAGGCUGCUGCUGCAUCUAGUUCAGCAUUCGAUGGCGACAAGGCACGUCUCAGGCUAGACCGGCAGCGCGCCCUUGCUGUGAAGGAAGUGGAGUAUUUGAGGGCGCAGCUAAAAACAUUCGACGCAGAGGAUCUCACAUUCCAACCCGAACAACACGAUCAGGUGCGCGCCCAACGGAUACAAGAACUAGAGGACCUUGUCGAUAAGUACAAGGCCGAGGUUCAGGCUCUACAUACUGAACUCAGCUCUGUCGAGUCGGCAACCAGCGCUCCUGCGCCUGGCAGCAAGCGCCAACGGUCUGUCGAGCCCAGCGGCGCGUCACAUGAACAGUUGGGCCAGCUCAUUAGGAAGAACCGAACUCUCCAGAACGAGCUGUCGGCGAUCCAAACCAAGCUAGCCCUCAGUGAAAAGGAACUUUCAGUGUCCAAGGAGCAGCUGCGUGCAGCUAAGAGGCGCGGUGCGGUACGGAUCCUCGCUCUACGAUCCAACCCAACCUCAGACUUUGAGGCCAUCAAAAUGUCGACCCUCGAGGCGCUAAAGAAAGAGAACGCCGAGCUCCUCGCGUACAUGCAAAACCCCAAAAAUUCCGCCUCUUUCCCCACAAUACCGGCCUCGAUGCUCGACGCCGCCCAGCGCCAAGUCCAAGAAGCCAAAGCCGAAACGGCAUCAGCGCAGAAAUCAGCGAGACGCCUCAAGGAGGUCUGGACGGCGAAAAGCGCCGAGUUUAAGGAGGCCAUCUUCAGCACGCUGGGAUGGACGGUGACCUUCAUCCCCAACGGCAAGAUGCGCGUCGAGAGCGUGUACUACCACAGCCAGACGGACGAGCACGAGAACAGCAUCGUCUUCGACGGCGAGAAGGGCACCAUGAAGGUAGGUGGGGGCCCGAGGAGCGCGUUUGCGCAGAGGAUCGAUGACCAGAUUAAGUUUUGGGUGAGGGAGAAGGGGUGUAUACCGGGGUUUUUGGCGGCGUUGACUUUGGAGUUUUAUGAUGAGCAUACGAAGGCGUCAAGGGAUUAA